AUGGAAGAACCUUUGGAAAAUGAGCUUCCCAGUCGAUUUGAGAAGUUCGACCAGCUGGUCGAAUAUCAGGACGCCAUCCUAUCGUGGAAGUUCGAGGAUGUCGUCGAUGCAGAAACCCGGCAACAGCGGACCAAGGUCCUGCUCAACGUCGAGGAAAUCUUUCGACACUAUCAGGAGCAGUCUUGGCUCCUUGAUCCGCAUUUGGAGGCUUUGGUUCUACCCGUCGUCUCCGGGUUGAAGGAAGAGAUAUCGCGUUGGAUGAAGUCGGGCAGUACAGAUGUUCCAUAUCACUCGACGUUGUCGGAUUUCUCGUUUGUGUUGUAUCAAUACAUCAAGUGCCGCGGGUAUAAGAUGAUCGUACGAUUCUUUCCCCACGAGGUCAGCGACUUGACUAUCAUCGUUGAUUUCAUGAAGCGGUUGCAACCGGUCAAGGGCACCUGGUUAUGGUCCCUACGAUACACAAAUCUUCUAUGGCUGUCGCUUAUCUGUAUGCUUCCCUUCGACCUCGCGCAGUUCGACGAGGAGAGUGGCUCCGGGAGGACAGCGUCACUCAUCGAAGAGAUUGGAAAGAGAGGUCUUGGUCAAUCAGGGCUGGAGCGCGAUGGCGCUGCUUUACUCCUCUCCCGCCUUUAUGCCAGGAAGGAUUGUGUAGACCGGAUGGAGAACUUCGUCGCCUGGGCCCGGGAUAUAAUUCUUGACGAAAAGUCCUUCUUCUCCUCAAUCGGCGCUCUACAAACUCUCACGGAGAUGAUGAAGACGGCGCCGGCAGAGGUCAUCACACCACAUGUCCCAACUGUUUUGGACUUGUGUCGCGUUACAGAAGCGGAUACCGCGCUCAUGUCCAACGCCGUUGUCCGCAAACUCAGGGUCAAGUUGAUAUCCCGCGUUGGUCUGCGUCUGCUCCCUCUACAACCACUAUUCGCUCGACGCAAGGGAAAGGCUCUUACCGCUAUUGAGGAACAGGCUUCAGUAGCUGUGGACGACGACUUCGACGUACCAGAAGACAUCGAAGGCAUUCUUGAGGACAUCUUCCCAGCGAUUCAAGAUCGUGAUACCGUCGUUCGUUGGUCGGCUGCCAAAGCAGUUGCGCGCAUCGCGGAGCGCUUGCCCACUGAGUUCACCGAACAGAUCGUCAACAACGUUCUUGGUCUCUUCGACAUUCAUACCGCAGGGCUCGAAUCCAUGGAUGAGAUGUCUGCAACCGCAGAGAGCACAUGGCAAGGCGCCUGUCUCACAAGUGCGGAGAUUGCUCGCAGAGGACUUGUACCUAGCCAAGAGCUCCCGACAUUGGUUGAGUGGAUGCUCAAGGCGCUGUCGUUUGACAUCCGGAAAGGCGCCCAUUCGGUUGGCUCAAGCGUUCGCGACGCUGCUUCGUACGUGCUGUGGUCGCUUGCUCGAGCGUACGAGCCAAAGGCCCUGGAACCCUUCUCCGAGGACCUGUCGAGGAAGCUCGUCACAGUCUCCUGCUUUGAUCGCGAAGUCCAUAUACGACGUGCAGCCAGCGCUACUUUCCAGGAGCAUGUUGGACGCACAAGUCUGUUCACCGACGGGAUUGACAUCCUUCGCAAGACCGACUUCUUUGUUGUGGGUGUCAGGCGCAACGCAUAUCUGAUAUCCGCUCCUCAAGUGGCUGAACACGACUUCUACCGGCCUGCUCUCCUCGACCAGCUGCUUUCGGUGACAUUGAGACACUGGGACGUGUCGGUCAGGGAGCUAGGAGCACAAUCCUUGCGGCGAAUCUGCGAGGUAGACUUGCUCAAGCUUGGCCCGGAAUGCGCCGUACGAGUGAGAACACUGCUCAAUAGAGCGGAUACCACGGACAUACAUGGUGCACUUCUCGCGCUCACAGAACUCGCUACUGCCUUCCGUGAUGCGGCAGCGAGUGAUGAUCUCGAAGCUCGUCGACAAGAGAUCUUCAGUUACUUGGCGGACGUGCCCGUCGAGAUCGUACAGUCUUCCAGAAACGAACUCGUCACAGCAGCUGCAUGCAUGCUCAUAGCUGCCAGCAUCUCUCGCGCUGAGAUCGAUCUGGAUACCAAGUCAUCCGUUCCGCACUGGCGCAAGAUCCUUGAUAGCGGGCUCAAGCACCGGAACUCAACUGUACAAGAGGCCGCUGCGUCUGCCAUGGCACGGGUCAGCGCUCUGGUAGACUGCUCAAGUAUUGUGCAACGAUUCAUCAAGGAUUUCCGUGCGGGUACUCCGUCAAUGCAGCAAAGCCUGGCCAGGCUUCUCGGCGUCUUGGACUACGAUGCAUACUCCCACGCUCUUCCUGAGGCCAUCAACUGCCUAUUGGAGAGUGUCGACAAGAAGUCCCGUCUGCGCAUGGCAAACGUCGAGGCUCGCCGCAACUGCAUGACCUCGAUCAUUCAGAUCGUAGCGACUAUAGCACCAAGUUUAUCAUCUCACAUAUCUGCCGAACAGUCCGUCGCUCUACUUGAAGCAUUGAUCACUGGCUUAGACGACUACACUGUCGACGAACGCGGCGACGUCGGGUCUUGGGUGCGCAUGGCUAGCCUCCAAAGCAUCGUCGGCUUCCUCUCGAUCAUGUUUGAACACGCGCAAUCUCUUCCAGACUUGGCGGCGUACCUUCCUCCAGACCGAUUCCAUAUCGCAGUUGCAGGACUACUCAAGCAAGGCGUCGAAAGGCUGGACGUCGUUCGCCAGACUGCAGGGGAAUGUCUGGGACGACUCAUGCGUGCGCCAUCGCCUAGCGUUGAGGACCCUCAUCGCUGGCGAGUUCAUGGUGAUGCUUUAUUACGAGAGCUAUUCUUCACUGACGCAGACACAUCGGGGUGGCAAGAUAGCUCGUGGCUUUUCCCGCGCGCCGUACGUCUACUGGAGAUCAAAGAGUACUGGAGCUCAGUCCUUAGUGGAUUGCUACUCAGCGUUAGCAGUAGGACCGACAGCACACAACGGCCUGUCUCCGCGAGUCUGGUGAACUACGUGCGGGGACUUCCCGUCAGUUCGGACGACGAGGGAGCUCUAGAUGCCCGCUCCUUGGUGGCAUCGCUCAUCGCUCAUGCCCGCACGAACUUGGCGUCCAAUAGCGUCGUUAUACCGGUCCUUCAGCUGUUCAAUGUUCUUCUGGAAGCCGACGCACUCGAUUCUCUCGCAGAAGACGAUGCCGGGGUAGAGACGUUGACGUCGCUACUGAACAUUGUUUCGCGCGGCGUGGACAAGCUCAAGAACGUGCAGAGAAUCCUGGCGUGUAUGCGGACAACGAUCAACCUUCUUGCCAUUCCUCGCUUGUACGAGAGCGCCGUGACUCGCCUACCUGAGUUCCUAGCACACGCCUUCCCGAAGGUUCGCGCCGACGCGGCGGAGUACCUUUACCUACUUCUGCAGAGUCGUGAUCUCGAUAGGGAGACCGACGAUGUUGAAGAGAUACUGCUAGAGACAGAAUGGCUCUCUGUUGAUGUACGCAUCAUGUCCGGAAAGGCACAGUGGGUUGCACCUCCCGAUUCGCACUACUACGCGCCAUUCGGCGGUUGGAAGGGAUUCAUGCGCUCUUAUGGGCUGAAGACAUGGGAUGACGACGAUAUAUACGAGGGAAAGCAGAUUCUGCAGGGCAUGAAGGACGGUGACAAGUAUGCUUGGGAGGAAGAGCAGAAGGAGAAGGCCGCUGCGGCUCGGAAGUAG
Peniophora sp. CBMAI 1063 is the source of this 3639-nucleotide messenger RNA. The record is from the annotation of a GenBank genome assembly. Lineage: Eukaryota; Fungi; Basidiomycota; Agaricomycetes; Russulales; Peniophoraceae.